Molecule: messenger RNA, 450 nt
Organism: Linum trigynum
Lineage: Eukaryota; Viridiplantae; Streptophyta; Magnoliopsida; Malpighiales; Linaceae
Source: the annotation of a GenBank genome assembly
AUGGAGAGAAUUUUUACAAGGACGUGGAGAUCGUCGUGGAUAGGCGUGUCGAUGUCGUCGGAGAGACGGUUGAGGUUGCCGGCGGACCAGCGGAGGGUGACUGUUCUGGUGAACAUGGACCACAAUGCCAAGAGAAGAAUGGCAGCUAAGGCCCAGAACUUGUACCUGCCUUUCCCGAAGAGAGAGGAAUCGGAGGUGUCCUUCUUCAACAAGCUGCCCGUCGCCGUCGAUGUUGGAAGAGAAUCGUCAUCCUUCAUUUCGAUUCUGCUCCGAUCCGGAUGCUGGAAAUUUUCUCUGGCUCCAACCGAAUCGAUCUCAAAUGGAAAGUGUCAGUAUCGGAGUUUGCCCAGAAACUCGAACCCAAAUCCUCCGGCGCCACCAAACAGCAAGGAGGAGGAGGAGGAAAUUAGAUACACACAGCGGCGCCGCCGACACCCACCGGACGGUUAG